AUACAGUUGUCACUCGUCAUACAUUGGACACGUGGCCGCUGCGCCCUACGAAAGGUCCCGCUGCAUGGCCGCUCGCCCAUACAUUCCGUAUAUAGCUGUCUUCCAAAUCCGGGCGCUCACAAACAGCUGCGAUGAAUGGUCGAGUGCGGGUCUUCCUGGCGGCGGCGGUGGCGGUGUUGGCGGCGCUGACAACGGUGUCCGGCUCAUCCGCCUCUCCGGGCGUCGGCGACGCCUGCCUCGCCUGCAUGUGCUGGGCCUCAAGCAACUGCUCCAUGCCAACGCCGCCGUGCAAGAUGAACGGCUGGGGCGAGGUGUGCGGACCCUGGGCCAUCACACAGCCGUACUGGAUCGACGGAGGGCGUCUCUUUAACGACUUUUACAAAUGCGUAGAAGAUUGGAAAUGUAACGAAGAUACUGUACGCAAUUACUUGAAUUUUUACGUCACGGAUCCUGACGCCAAGUGCCAGGACUACGCACGCACGCACGCCGGCGGUCCCCUUGGUGCCUGGAACGACAGCACCCUCCCGUACUGGUACUCGGUAAAGGAAUGCCUUGACUACGGCAUAUUCACACCGGCAUCGGUGUAAGGAUGGUUAUGGUAUCUAGUGCGAAAUAAAUUGUAUUUAUGUAUGUGUACGUGUAUACAUACAUACACACACACAUACAUACAUAUAUAUGGACACACAAACACAC
Molecule: messenger RNA, 693 nt
Organism: Penaeus vannamei (Pacific white shrimp)
Lineage: Eukaryota; Metazoa; Arthropoda; Malacostraca; Decapoda; Penaeidae
Product: invertebrate-type lysozyme
Molecular function (GO): lysozyme activity
Source: RefSeq, a predicted model, not a curated record